GAAAAGGCAAAGAGCAGCAAAUGAAAAUUAGCGUGUAUAAUAAAUGUGUGUGUGAAAAGUGACUGGGCGUAAGGGUUUUUAUAGUAAAGGUAAAACAAAACACGGACCAAAAUAAUUGUUGUAAAACUGUUGUUGUUUUUUGAGGAGGCAAAAUUUAAUUGCCGCCCACCCCAGCGCCUAUUGAAAUGGCUAAGACUGCUGCUGGCCAGUAUGUUCGUAAAAAGCACUUAAACUGCCGCCUGAUAUGGACCCAAUAACAACAAUAACAUUGAUACGAAACAUUGAAACAUUGCUGAGUCGAAUUGUAAAUAGUUAAACAAAUAUAUAUAUAUGAAUAUGAAAACGAUAACGCCGGAUACAUUGACAUCCGCAUCAGCCGCGYCGCAACAUCAUCAGCAGCAGCAGCCGCAGCCUCAACAUCAGCAGCAGCUGCAGCUGCAACAACAACAUAAGCAACAUUUGCCCGCCAUCAUUCCGCAACAACACAUAACACCUGUGAUUAUGGAAGCAACAGCGCAUGUGAAUCUCGUGGAUGAUGACGACGAAAAGGAUCCACUGGCAUUGGAGCAGACAACAGGUAUCGAAACGCCACAGCAGCAGCAACAGACGCUCAACUCAACAUUGGCGAACAAGCACACACAUAGUCUGAGGCGCCACCUGCCACGCAUCAUUGUGAAACCUAUACCACCUGAGAAGAAGCCAACGCCACCCAGUGAGGAUGCAUUGCUUAAUGCUGGACUCCAGCCAGCGCCAGCGUUGUUUGUACCACCAAGCAUAGCCUCGACAACAGCAGCAGCAACAGCAACAGCGUCCACAGCGGCUGCUGGCACUGUUGCAGCACCUGCGCCCGUGCGUGGCAUAAGCAGUCGUCGCAUACAACAACAGCAACAGGCCAAAGCAGCUGCAGCAGCAGCAGCGGCGGCGGCGGCAGCAGCAACAGCAGCGGCGGCAGCUGCAGCAGCUAAUGCAAAUGCGACUGCAUCACCGGGCAGCGGUAAAGCCGCCACACAAACAUCUACAAUGCGUGAGGUGUUGGCUUCGAUACCGGGCUUUAGUGUGAAGCCGCGUCGUCGCAGUAACAAAAAACUCACGACAGCCGCGCAAAUCGAACAGACAAAGGAUGGCAAAAUCGAUUUGGAAACACCAGAUUCCAUAUUGGCAUCGACGAAUCUGCGCGCGCUGCUUAAUAAGCAAACGUUCUCAUUGCUGCCGCCGCUGUAUCAACAUAAUCUCAUACAGUUGCUGCCGAGCGUGGAUCGUGAGGCCAGUGAGAUUGUGCAACAGCAACAACAGCAGCAUCAGCAACAAUCAUCGCAGUCAGAGCAACCAAGCACCAGCGGCAACACUACAGAAGCAAUUCGAUUGAGCGCCUCCUGCCUGAAUAAUGAGUUCUUUGCGCGCGCCUGUUUGGAGUGGCGAGAACGGCUCAGUGAAGGCGAAUUCACACCCGAAAAUCAAAUGAAGCUGAAAACGGAAGCGGAACGCGAAAAGAAUAAGUUAGAUCCAUGGAAGGUCAAGCAUUUCGAGCCCUAUUGGGGUGAGAAGAUUGCGAAACGUGCGCCGAAUCUAAACCCGCCUAGUAGCAAAAUAAAGGUAGAGCCGAUUAGACAACAGCAACAACAGCAGCAACAGCAACAGCAACAACAACAACCACCAGCUGCGGCACCAGCACCGGCACCACCACCACCACCACCAAUAACAACAUCAACAACACAGCAGCAGCAACUACAACAAGCAACAUGUGAUAAUGAGACUGAACUGAAAUUUAAUACGAGCACAAAGUGCGAAUCGACAACCACAACUACCGAAGCAACAACAACCGCAACAACUGACGGUGUCGCACCAUCAGCAACAGAAGCAACAGCAGCAGCAGCAACAAGAACAACAGCUGCUGCAACAGAAACAGCAAUCAGUAGCAGCAAUGCUUUAACGGAGCAACAGCGACGCCUGUUAAAGCGAUCGUCGAGCAGCCCCUCGCGACGCAAACGCAGCAGUUCGAUCAAUAUGGCUGACGAGCAGGAAGAGCUGCCCAGCACGUCUAAAGAAAGCAAGCAAAUGAAACGUGAACUAGCUGAUAUUGUUCCUAAUAAUGCCAUGGCGAAUGUGACAGAUGUUGUUGAUCAUGCAGUAGUAGCGGCGACAACAACAACAACACCUGCAAYAACUAACAAUAGCCAGCAGCCACUUAUCAACAGUACCUGUGAUAAAAUUGAGACACCUGAUGCACAGACAACAAUAGUAGCAAUAUCAACAACGACAGUGACAGCGACGCCAGCAACCUCAACAAUCACAAAUGCAAUACCAACAGCUGCAGCAGCAGCAGCAACAGCAGCAGUAGUAGCAACAUCAACUAUAGCAGACCCAAUCAACAAUUUUGCAGGCUAUUUGCAAAAUGUAGAGAUGGCAGAAGAUACCAAAGCAACAGAUAAUAUUGCGACCGAAGCAACCGCAACUGCCCCAACAACGACAAACAGCCAUGAUUUUGUAUUUGCCGAUACGAUUGAUCAUGCCUACUUCCAUGAUCACCAAGCAGCCAUCAGCCACGCCUACUACUCAUCAUCAUCAUCGCCCAACUCGACAGCAACAAUCAUCAAGCUGAACGAUCAUUGUGAUAAGCAGCUGGAGGACUCGGGAAUGACUCUAGCUAUGUCCAUGCCCUUGGCUAGCAGCUCGACAGGCACAUCACUGGCCAAUACAACGCCUACUAGUUCGCUAGCAUCCAGUAGUUGCACAUCCUCUUCGUUAUCAUCAUCGCUCUCCUCGUCCUGCUCCAGCAGCAAUUCUUCCUCAACGGCUCCGACCACGACGACAGCGGCGGGAGUAGGUGCUGCAGCUGCGCCUCUAUCACUGGGCACACCGGCGGAAACAACGUUGGCCAACAUGCAGGCCAUGCUCAGCACGGUGGCCACGCUGCAGCAACAACAGCAGCAGCAGGAGCAACAACAGCAUCAACAGGUGGAAUUGCCAGUGGAGUUAAACUCAAGCGAGAUGUUUCAAAAUGUGCAGCACGAUUGGAAUUUUGGUGGCAUCAAAUUGCUGGCAGCAGCACCGACGCAAGGAUCGGAUAAUUCUGUGGAGCGGCUGCACCAUCAUCAGGUCGAGCAGCAUCUGAAUCAUGAGGAUAUCCAGCUGAUGGAUGUGGUGCAUGAGCCCGAGGAGGAGGAGGAAGAGGUGAUCGACGAUAUGGUCGAGUGUCACAAUCUGCUGGACAAUGAUGAAGAUGAAGAGGAAGGAGAAGAAAUUGUAGACGAGGAUGAUGAGGAUGUGGUGGAGUGCAUCGAAGCGGAGCAACCGGAUCAGGAUGAUUUAAUGAACGAAAUGGUGGAACACGUUAUGGAUGUCAGCGGUGGCGAUGCUGUGCAAGAUAUUGUGGACAAGCUGCAGCAACAGCAACAACAACAGCAGCAACAACAGCAGCUGCAGGCGCAGUUGCAGGAUGUUGUGCAAUUGACGCAGCAUUCCUUUAUGCCGCAGGCCCACAGCAGCGACUUUGCAAAUGAGAUUUCCCACGAACUGCUUUGUGAUGCGGUGCCCAUGUCUGCUGCCGAAAUGGAAGUAUCCAGCACAGUCAUCACGAACAGCAGCAACAGCAAUGACAGCAGCAACAAUUUGAGCCUGUGCAGCAGCAGUAGCAGCAGCAUUGCCAUCAAUCAGUUGGCCCCACAGCCAGCUGCAGCUGCGACUGCUGCUCCGGCGCCGCAACAACAGCAGCGUCAAAUUUUGGUAGAUUCGAAUGGGCAAAUCAUAGGAAACUUUUUGCUGCAGCAGCAACAACAACAGCAGCAGCAGCAGCAACAACAGCAGCAGCAGCAACAGCAAGCUGUGGUGCCACCGAAGUUCAUAGCCAAGCCACUGAACAUCAUAUCCAUGACACGACCCGCCAAUGCGUCGCCCAAUGCAGCAGCCACAGCAUCAGUGCCCACAUCAGCCACAAAUAAUUCCCAAAUUCCGUCCAGCUAUGCAAAUGUUGUAACAUCGCAGCAGCAGGUYAAUCACAACAGCAACCUGCAGCAGCAGCAACAGCAGCAACAAACACUGCAACUGCAACCCGUUGCAACAGUUAACAAUGUGCUGACCAUGAAAACGUUGCCUCCUUCGGGAGUGCCCACAACCAUUGCCCAGCAGCGACUGCAGCCAAAGAUGCCCACGGGGAAGGGGCGUAAGGCGACAACUAAUCGUUUGCCACCGGGAGCUGUCAACCUGGAGCGAAGCUAUCAAAUCUGCCAGGCUGUCAUACAAAACAGUCCGAAUCGUGAGAACCUCAAGGCACAGCUGCGCCCGCCAGCGGCCAUACUCAGCCAGCAGCAGCAACAGACGACGACAACGCCAACAACUGCAGUGAGCAGCAGCAAUGCAACACUUAAUGUGUCCACCGUGGCAGCCACGCCCUUAAACAAUGUGCCGGCAGUAGCGACCGUCGCUGUGUCAGCACCAGCACAAAAUCUGCUCAAGCAGGACGAGCUGCCAGCCCUGCCGCCCAAUGUGCUGGGCGUGGGCAGACCGGGCGUCUAUAAGGUCAUAGGUCCGCGCAUGAGUGGCUUUCCCCGGAAGAAGUACGUGCAGCGCAAGCCCUCGCCCACAACUGUGAUGCGGCACUUGCUGUCUGCAACGCCUGGUGCGUCCAGUCCACAGCAGCAGCAGCAACAGUUGGUCACGCAACAGUCCGGYCAAGAGCAGCAGCAGCUGUUGCAUCAGAAUGGCACGGGGCAAUAUGUGCUGGUACAUCGCGCCAAUGUGGGCGCAGCCGACAAUCAAGCACCGCGGGCUUCCAGUGCACCGCCUUUACAUCAAAAUCAGUUUGUUGCCGUUCAGAAUUCGCUGCACAGCCUUAAUGGCAUUAGCUUGGGCGGACGCGGGCGUCCGGCUUCAGUGGACAACAACAAUAGUGCCGGCAACGAUGCAAUGCAUCAUAACGAGUUGCAACAACAGCAGCAGCAGCAGCAGCAACAGCAACUCAGCAAUGUAAACGCGGCUGCGAAUAUUGUGCGGCGCAAUAUUGCUGCAGGUACCAACAUUACCUACAUAGACAACAGCAAUUCGUCGGCAACUCUCAUGGAAGCGAGCAAUAACUACAUCGUGACGACUACAGCAGCAACAACAACGGCUGCCGGAGCUGCAGGAACGACGCAGCAAACAACACAGCAACAGCAGCCACAACAACAGCAUGCUCUAAUCCAACUACAUCAAAGCGGCGAGAACACUCCGCCAGGUAACGACGCGACCAACAAUGGUUGUGCCUGUGCUUUAAACGCGAUGGUCAUUUGCCAGCAAUGCGGCGCAUUCUGUCACGAUGAUUGCAUCAGCGCCUCGAAGUUGUGCGUGUCCUGUGUGAUCAGAUGAGAGCUAAGCCUCCAGAUGCAACUUGACAACGUAUUAUAGUAAUAUAUAGAGUUAAACCCAUUUAGAUGCAAUGCUAAUGCUAUAUUCUGUAUAUACAUACAUAUAUAUAUAUAUAUACCUACAUAUUGAAUGGCAUGUCGAAAAAUCAGUUCGAGAAAGCAUGAGUAUACAUUGUUAAAUACCAAUCACUCCUUUUUUACCCAGACAAUUUGUAAGCUAGACUAUGGAAGCGAAAACCCAAUUAUAAAUACCAAGUGCAGAGGCUUAGAUACACCGAGAGAAAGAAGAAACGAAAGCUAAUGCUGAUAAACGCUUAGACGAAAAGCAAAUACCUUUU
Drosophila arizonae is the source of this 5677-nucleotide messenger RNA. RefSeq names its product transcriptional regulator additional sex combs (gene Asx). Gene Ontology annotation, molecular function: chromatin binding; DNA binding. NCBI's taxonomy places the organism in Eukaryota, Metazoa, Arthropoda, Insecta, Diptera, Drosophilidae. Gene Ontology annotation, biological process: animal organ morphogenesis; positive regulation of transcription by RNA polymerase II. The record is from RefSeq and is a predicted model, not a curated record. Gene Ontology annotation, cellular component: PR-DUB complex.